Molecule: messenger RNA, 653 nt
Organism: Symbiodinium pilosum
Lineage: Eukaryota; Dinophyceae; Suessiales; Symbiodiniaceae
Source: the annotation of a GenBank genome assembly
GUCAUUACAUCUCUGGCCAAUGGGGCUACUGCAACGAUGCCUGCAUGAAGGAGUCGCAGGCAACCGAAACGGAGGAGGAGGUUCCAGUGACAUACAGCAAGGUUGGAGCAGGUGUUUCCUGUGGCACGGAGGCUUACCGAAGCUCUGACUCUCCGGAGCAGUGCAAAGAGUGGUGCACGCAGUUUCUCGGCUCCUUGGAGUACCAGAAAGCGAGCCGCUGCACUGGAAAGAUAUCUGCCUAUAAGAAGAUUGUCCCAACGGAGAAGAAGCAGGCAGGAUGCCUGGAGGGAGAACAUGAGGCCACGUUUACCUACAAGAACUGCAAGGAUGGCCAAGAUGAUCGCGACAUUACCGUGAGUUUCAGCGCGUCCUACGAAGGCUACCCGUUGACCUACCGGGUCGAGUAUACUGCCGAAGGGGGCGACAACUCUCUAGGAUGUCGCGGGACCUAUCGCUGCCCGGCUGAUCUAGCAGCAUCACAUGAGCCUCCCACAGGCCCAAGCCCUAAACCCUGUACUGUGUGGGAAGAACGAGGCAAUGCAGACCUGAAGUUCAUGGAUGCGCAAGGGGAGAGCAAGGCAGUGACUCUUGUGGUCGCUCAGCCGCACUUUGGGUUCCCAUCUAACCCAGGCGUGGGAAUAAGCGACGAUUAA